GUCGAGAGGUCGCGUGGUAGGAGCAGGCGACGAGCCACCUCCACCAUCCUCGGCGGAUCGCGCCGCCAUUGGCUGUGCCGGGAAGCCGGCAGCGCUCUCAUUGGCUGCCGGCGUCGGGUGUUGCGCAGCGCUGCCGGCACUGUCGCCUGCGGGAGAGCCGGAGGUGGCGUAAGGUGGCGGCCGCAGGCGGAAAGCAAAUGGAUCUCCUGCCAAAUUCAGCACCGCUGGCUACGAAACUGCGGAACACUCUGAUUCAGUACCACAGCAUCGGAGACAAUGAGUGGCGGGUUGUGAAGAAAACUAAAGAUGCAACUGUGUGGCGUAAACCAUCAGAGGAAUUCAGUGGAUACCUCUACAAAGCUCAAGGAGUGGUGGAAGACGUUACUAACAGAAUAGUGGAUCAUAUUCGCCCUGGACCUUAUAGGCUAGACUGGGACAGCUUAAUGACUACUAUGGACAUCAUAGAAACAUUUGAAGAGAACUGCUGUGUGAUGCGCUACACCACUGCUGGUCAGCUCUGGAACAUCAUAGCACCAAGGGAGUUUGUUGAUUUCUCUUACACUACAAGCUAUGAAGACGGUCUUCUAACAUGCGGUAUAAGCCUAGACUAUGGAGAGGUGAGACCUAACUGUGUCCGUGGAUUCAACCACCCUUGCGGCUGGUUCUGCGUCCCUCUGAAGGACUAUCCCAGCCACAGUCUUUUGACAGGCUACAUUCAGACUGAACUGCGAGGAAUGCUGCCACAAUCUGCAGUAGACACUGCCAUGUCUAGUACCCUGACCAGUUUCUACUCUGACCUCAAAAAGGCACUGAAAACAUAAACUAACUGUGACGUAGAAGCCCAUGCAUUUCUUGCAAUCGAAUUCUAUUGUUUAGCUUAGCAUAGGUUAGCUGCUGAGUUAAGAGGUGAGUAACAUUUUUCCUGAAUGAUGCCUGAACCUUUAUGUUGAGGGAUCCAAAAAACUUUACCAAGUACUUUUUGAUGUGAUACUUAGCAUAUAUUCCUAAUUCACGGCGUGGGAUUCCAUUUCCUGCUCAGCACUUUGCAGCUGUGUAAGGAGUAGUCCGAAUCUCUAAACCCCUGGCUUCCUAGGUAGAAAACACAAGAUGCAUGUAUGGGCUUGAAAAAUGCAGCAUGACUUUAGCUCUCAUGAGCAGUAGUAAGAGCAGGAUUUUGCUGUUGCAGGUCACUAUACAGGCAGCAUCUCAUUGAAGAUGUAGUUUUGUAAUAUAUAUCUUUUUAUAUUUUUUUAAUUUAUUUAGUUUGUACAGGUGCAUCUGUAGUUUGUUGUGAAAAAUUGCUUUGAUUUGUCUUGGGGAUAUUACAUAGCUAAGUUGUUAAAUGAUACUAUUCAUAAGAAAGCUAUUCGCUCUUGUUAGCAAAUAUAAGUAUUCAUUAUUGGCAUUUCUUCAGUGUUGUAACUUAACUAACUGUUGUAUAUAGCAGUCUCAGUGCAUAGAUGAAGAAAUGCCCUUACAGCUGAUCCAAAGCUCAUUUAAGUCAUCAAGUGUCUUUCCAUAGUUUUUAGUGAGCUUUUUUUUCAUCACACAGUUGUCAAAAUAGCAAAACUCCAGUGGAUCUUUUGUGAUACUCUGCACUUACAAGGAUUUUUUUACUUAAAUUUGCCGUAAUUGUGUGUGGUGGCUUUUGUUUGUUUGUUUUUGUCUUCCUUAGCUGAAAAUCCUGGAAUUACUAAAGCAACAGAAAGGACCACUAACUUGCUUUAGGUGUAGGCACUGGUGUAGCCACAAUAACUGCGAGUGUGCUGGCGUAGCACACUGGAGUGUAAUAUCCCUAGACUGAUCUUUUCAAUAAAUGAAAUUAUCAUUGUAAAAUAUUAGCCACAAGAGGCCAAAGCUCAAGAUGCAGAAUUGGUCAGAUCUGCUGCAGGAUGGAGGGUCAGGUUUUUAAGGGAAUUUAGCCACCCAGUGAUGCAGGCAACUGCUUUCAGAAGAUUACCGUGUGUGCUGCUAGGGACCUGAGUUCUGUUUAAAACCUGACAUUAAGCUUUUGAUGCUAGUAUGUGUCAUUUCCUCAAGUGAGCUUGUAAUUAUCUGUGUUCUUUACCUGUGCUAGUAGGGGCAAGUUUAGCUGAGUAGUAGUUUGGGGAGGUACCUUGGUGCCCUAAAUAUUUUGGGCCCAGUUGUAUACAUACAAUCCAAGGACUGGUAAUGAAAUCUCAGGAAAAAAAGAAAAUUAAAAUUAAAAUUAAAAUUGUUCCCCUGAAAUAUUGGCUUAUUUUGACACUGGCCACUAUAGCUGGAUUCUGAACAGUGAGGACUGUUAUUUCUCAUUGCUCAAGCAAAGAAAUAGAAAAAACAUGACACCAAAUAUAGUGAGGAUUCUUCCCGCAUGCUUCAUGUAUGAAGGCAUGUAGUACUGUUUGAGAUGGUUAAAAACAAUGACUUCAGACGGCCUUUGGUGUCCUCAUAGGCACAAAACGUCAACUUCCUAUUACAUUUUGUGUAUUCUGCAGUACCCUUUAAACUCCUUGGUUACUCUUCCCGUCUUUUCUAUCUUCCUUUUUUUUUCUCGCUGUACUGGAAUUUGACAAGGUGAUUUUUCACCACCAAGGACAUUAAGGAAUUUGUGUCAGCUGACAUGCUUUUUCCUUUUUUUUUUUGGUGUAUAUAGACAAAUCAAAAUUAUUUUUAUAUUACUAGUAUUUUCUAAAAAAAAUUUUUUAGGGAUGAAGGCAAUGUGACAGUCUAUGGCACUUUAACUAGUUGCUCUGUGAGUGGAUGGAAAAGGUGGCUAAAGACAGGACAAUUUUCAUGUUUGGCUUCUGUUCCUCAUCUAAAACCUCCAACAUUAAAUCUUGCCUGUGGUUGUGCUACUUACUUUACAUACGGAGAAGACGGAGAUUUGGCUAACUUCAAUUUGGGGUACUCUACCACAGCCUGCUGGGAGGUGGACCAGUACUUCAAGAUAGAUACUCUUGGAAUGGCACAAGGCCUGAUCUCAGAUUUGGUCAAUUUAUAAACAUGAAAUAUGAUGAAUUUAGAAAACAUUAAAAGAGUGUAUAAUUCCUCAGUAAUUACAAAUAACAAGAACUGAUUUGAUGGUGUGAGCUGGUGGUUCAACCUAAGAGGUUCAUUGCUGUAAAAGUAGCCAUAAUUCUAGUGAAUUCUAUGUUCAGAUAUAAUUCUAGUGAAACUAGUGCCUAUGUUCAGAAAAUAAAAAUCAGUCUAUCUAAACUGUAGUUUUAUCUGACUGUGUUCAGUAGUAAAGAGAUUGUAUUUAUAUUUCAAAUGCAUUUGCAGAAUAAAUUAAGUCAUUUAUUCAAA
This is a messenger RNA of Columba livia (rock pigeon), 3288 nucleotides long. It is a transcript of the gene STARD4, whose product is annotated as StAR related lipid transfer domain containing 4. Lineage: Eukaryota; Metazoa; Chordata; Aves; Columbiformes; Columbidae. Gene Ontology annotation, cellular component: endoplasmic reticulum; cytosol. The record is from RefSeq and is a predicted model, not a curated record. Gene Ontology annotation, molecular function: cholesterol transfer activity; cholesterol binding. Bases 198 to 821 code for a protein of 207 amino acids. The transcript is spliced from 6 exons. Gene Ontology annotation, biological process: cholesterol transport involved in cholesterol storage; intracellular cholesterol transport; cholesterol import.